CAUAGUCGUUGUCUCAUCAAAGGCAAGACAAUCAGCACAUCGGUGUUUGGCAAAGAAUCUUUAGGUGACUACGGUUAGAGAAUUAGCGGAAAAUACUGAAAUCAGGUGAAUUUCAAAGGUAAUCUGGUGCUUGUGUAGAACAGUCUAACACCUGAAGCUCGAUAAGUCCGGCAGGAGUGUUUGCUCUCAUCAACAACCUGGUUGCAUCAGAAUGUUUUCACGUAGCCUUCGACGGUUUCAGCCGUUGGCGCGGGCGGCUUUAUUGUCUCGUCGGCAUUUUAUGAUGCCUCCAGAGUUCCGAGUUUUCAAUCGUCUUGUGGAAGAUUUUUUCAGGGAGCCACUGUUCACCGGCCCGCGACUUUUGACCCAAGUGGAACCUUACGGCGUUCUAAGCGGUAUGCGCCUCUUCAGGGAAGAUAAUAAGUUGGUGGCCCAGAUGAGACUUCCACAGAAUGUAAAGCCAGAAGAUGUUAAGAUUGCACUGAAAGAUGGCCGUCUUUGCGUUUCGAUUCGUAGUGAGGUCAAUCAGGAGAACUUCCGAUCAGUAAAAGAAUUUCAUGAGGAGCUAAAACUCAAUGACAGUACGGUUCUCAUGGAUAAGAUGGAAGCAUAUGUGGAUAGUAUCGAAGGUCGACUUCGAAUUGAGGCACCUCUCAAGGAGCCGGAGCAGAGUGGCCAAGUUCGUCUCAAUAUCGACAUGGGCAGUAAGGCAAUUGAUGACAAAAAGUAAUUUACGAGUACUGCAAACAGGAAGAAGAGGAGCAACGAAUUAACCGUGCUAGUGGUAGUCUCUAGCACGCAGUGUCACUUCGUAAAUUCCUGCAGGCGUGUGAUAUAAGCAUCGCGGGAUCAUGUUUUUAUGACGCUUGUUGCAUUGAUCGCUGAAUAUCCCGAAUUCUGUAUAUAUCUUGGGUGACCACUGCGUCGUGUGGUAUCGCAUAGGCCAAGGAAACAAACACGGCAUAAGUUCAAUUCAAAUCUUAGUCGUAGCAUUACUGUGUUAGAAAUGAUGAAGGGCAAAUAAAGUUGUUACUCUUUUCGUAACGAAAAACGUAAAAGCAUAU
Molecule: messenger RNA, 1064 nt
Organism: Varroa destructor (honeybee mite)
Lineage: Eukaryota; Metazoa; Arthropoda; Arachnida; Mesostigmata; Varroidae
Source: RefSeq, a predicted model, not a curated record